GCUCAGCCGCGCUCCGCCGCAUGCCACUGGCGGCGGGCCAUGUGUGGUGAGUGUCCAGCACAUGAUGUGAUGCCAGAAGCCGCUGUGAAGGAUGGGCAAGGUGCUCUCGAACCUACCGUUACCGAAAACCUGCAAGCCCUACAGUGUCCCAUUACUCGCGAGUUCAUCGCUGACCCUGUGCUGGCUGGUGAUGGAUACACCUACGAGCGGCAGAGCAUCCAGCAACACUGGGCUAAUCAACUUGAAGGACGUCUCAGCGUCAACGAUGAGGCCGACUGCGGCGCGCGGACGGAGCUCCAUGUGCGGACCAGCCCCAUCACUGGCGAAGAGCUGGAUGGAACCCUCCGUGUGAAUCGAUUGGUCCUGGAUUUGAUUCGAUCAGCGAUCCAAGAAGGGCGCCUCUCAACAGAGGCGCGAGAGGAUUGGGAACGCAGGCGUCGGGAGGUGGAGCUCUCACAGCGACGUGCUUCCUCGAGGCCCGAGGCGGAGGUGCCAGCUGAAGUAGGAGAAAUAGCACAGCUAAGCGCCAUCGCCUCGGCCCCACCCUACGAACGCUCCGGGGAGCAUGUGCGUGUCCUGGGCCACGCGGACGCGCCACGCUGGGGCUUGGCCGCCAAGGUGCGCUUGGCCAAGACGGCGCUGGCCUGCGACUUUGUGGAGGCGGACGCCUGGGCUCCAGACUUCAUGUUCCAGCACUGCAUGGUGCCCGCCUGCCACGUGGCCUUCGCCGUGUCCAAGCGACGGCACCACUGCCGUCGCUGCGGGCGCCUGGUGUGUAGCAGCUGCGCGCCGCACUCGGCGCUGGAUUUCGAACGACUGGGAGAUGCGGAGACCCAGCAAGACGCUGGUCAGCGCAUCUGCGGCGAAUGCCUGGAGGACUUGUUGGAUCGCUUGGAACGGCGUGCGUUGAACGCCACGGAGCUGCAACAGGUCAUGGUGCUGGACGCACGCCUGGAGCAAUGGACCGUGAUGCAAUGUGAACGGCACCGCCUCAGCGUGCGCACGGAGCUGACGGAGCGCUUCAGCCAGCAGCUGCAGCAGCAGCAGCUGCUGCAGCAGCGGGAAGAGGAAGCGCAGCGGCGCUCAACGCUGCAGAUGCAACGGGCCAAGGAACUGACCGAUGAGAUUGCAAGGCUCAACAGGAUCGACACAACUGUGAUGGACGAUGCCACGGUGUUGCGCCACGUGCAAAACCUCUCCAAAGCAGAAGCUGAGUUGAACGACUUGCGGCGAGACGAUGUGCCGCAGGCGGCAUUGUCAGAAGCUUCAACGGCCGAGUCGGCCGGGGGAACAGCCGUGGCAGCUACGCAGGAAUCCUUGGACCCAGCCCUGCUGGCCUUGCGCCAGCAAUGGGAGCAACUGCUGCGGCAGGACGUGCAGCACCUGAGCAACGAAGAGGCGCUUCGACACUUCGAGCAGAUCUCGCAGUUGCAGGAGCAGAUCGAAUCUGCUGAGACGCGAGCAGCACUGGCUUUCUCCAGUGCUGCAGCGCUGCCAGGCCGCCAGGAUGGCAUCUUUGAUGAGGGAAACGUGGCCGCUGCCGACUUUCAACGCAGCCGCUGGCCACUGCCCAUGGCGUUGGAGCUGCCAACGGCCUGGCCCACACCCCGCAUGCUGCGGCGCCAAGAACAGGUGCUUUUUGCGCGUAAGCGCGAGGCGCUACAGCUGCGACAGCACUUCGAAGUGAAGAUGGCGGAUUUGGCGCAGGCUCGACAGUUGGAAAUGCAACGCCGCCGUGAAUUGGAAAUGCUGAGAGAACAGGAAGAGCUCCAGCGACAACAUGCAGAACGAGUGGCCGAAGAGAGGCGCCAACGUGCGCGGGAAUUAGAUGACUUGGCACGACGAGCCGUUGCCCAAAUGGUUGGCCCCGAACGACGUGCACGCAUGUGUGGCAGAUGUAGGGCUGGGCCCAUCAUGAAUGACGCGUGCAGCAAUUUGGCCACCCACAACAGUGACUCCAGUCGCAGGCGUGCGAACCAUUGCCCCCGCUGCAAUUGGUUCGAUCGCAACUGGAACAACUGGCCUGAGUGGGACGGCGUUUAUGGACCUCACUGAGCAAUGACCAGCCGGCCGUCGUGGCUGUACAGUGUGCUGUCAACUCGUUGAAGCUGCUAGGGCUUCCAAUCUGCAAAA
Molecule: messenger RNA, 2133 nt
Organism: Cladocopium goreaui
Lineage: Eukaryota; Dinophyceae; Suessiales; Symbiodiniaceae
Source: the annotation of a GenBank genome assembly